AUGUCCCCAAGUUCAUUGUAUUAUCUUAUUACAUAUCAGAGAAUAACCAAGUCUUUAUGGAAAGGGGUCUGCCAGCAAUUUCAUGAAAUUGCAACACCAGAAGAGAUUGCUGAUGCAAUUGAUAUACCAAGUUCAGUUGGCACCGCGUUGUGUAUGGCAGCUGCUCUAAAGAAAGAUCAUAAAAUUGCUGUUUCCGGCCAUGCUGACAUAACGAAGAGAAAUGGUGCAUAUUUUGCUUGCUUCUGGAGCAGAUCCAACUGCUCAAGAUGCCCAGCAUGGACGGACGCUUUGCAUACAGCUUCAAUGGCCAAUGACAUUGAGUUGGUCAAGAUUAUACUUGAUGCUGGAGUUGAUGUGAACAUUCGGAAUGUACAAAAUACAAUUCCUCUUCAUGUAGCAUUGGCCAGAGGGGCAAAGUCAUGUGUCGGACUGCUUCUAUCUUCUGGAGCAAAUUAUAAUUUACAGGAUGAUGAAGGUGACAAUGCUUUCCAUAUAGCAGCAGAUGCAGCAAAAUGA
Messenger RNA from Prunus armeniaca (apricot), 516 nucleotides. NCBI's taxonomy places the organism in Eukaryota, Viridiplantae, Streptophyta, Magnoliopsida, Rosales, Rosaceae. The record is from the annotation of a GenBank genome assembly.